AUGAUGCAUGAUCCAAGGGGCAUGCACUCUGAAGAUCUACACGCUUGGUCCAUAUACAGGCAAAACCUAAAUUCCGAUUUUACCGACAGUGCACUCGGUAGCACUGACAAAAGUCCUUUGCCAUAUGGAAAUUUCCAGUUACGAGACACCACAGUUCAAUCUAUUCUUUCUCACCCUCGAUAUGGACCCAAAUCAGCUCUCGGUUCCAAUAUGUACACAUACCUUAAGUUCGGCUUGCCGCGUGUGUUUCCCCCCAAUCAUAACGGCUCACAGAGAUCUGGAACGCCCAAACCGAAAACCUCUAUUGGCAGCGGCAUGAAAUCUGUGCCGAGAAUACAAAGACAAAGUCGAGGCGUACGCGAAAAUUCCUCUGGUUACGAUAGCUCGGACAAUGAAACGUCUACAAAUUAUAAAUACAGUCGGAAAUACAGAUCGGAUCCUGACUUUAGAACGCAACAAGUUCAUCCAUCCUACCAGCAAGCCACAGGAGUGCCAUUGGUUGCGAUGCAGCAAGCGGGUAUACGUAAUGAGGGUCACUGGUCUAAUUCUAGGCAUAAAUCUGUUAGUGAAGCCAAUUUACUGGGAAUCGAAUCUAGGCCCAAUCGAUCUUAUACGAACAGACGGAACAGUGUUGCGGAUUUCAUUCCUGAUAAUGAUCAUCAAAGCUACCUCAUGCCAUCAUCUCAUCUCGGCGGUCGUAUGUCCAAAGCGGGUAGUCACAUGUCAGUGGCUCAGUCUAGAAAACAUUCGACCCUACGACCUGGCGACCACUUGGAUGGAUACACACAUUCCGCUUAUAUAUAUCCCAAUUAUUACGUUAACAGUUUAGAAAUAACGUCUCCAGAUAACAAGUCGACGUUGUUAGUUUCUGGGCUUAGUUUUGAAGUGAAGUCGGGGGAAAUAUUAGCGGUGCUAGCGACUUCGCAAAAUGAGGCCACUGGCUUGUUGGACGUUUUAGCAGGAGUUAGAAAAAAAUUAGCAGGUGAUAUAGUCAUAAACGGUCAGCCAGUGGCCUCGUCCACGCUACGUAAAAUAGCCGCAUAUGUUCGCAAUGAUACUUCUUUAUGCCCUUCCAUGACUGUGGAACAUACUUUGCGUUUCCAUGCGGCGUUGAGGAGACCGAGAAAUAAUCAUAACCAAGUUAAAAUGGACGAUAGAGAUCGAAUAAAUCUGCUAAUAGAAGAACUAGGUUUAGAGCAAGUGAGAGAUACAAAUGUAGGACGAUUAACAAGAUCCGAGAUCCGUAGACUAAAUGUAGCCUGCCAGUUGUUACAGGAUAUGGCGAUAUUAAUUUUAGAUCAGCCCACUAAAGAAAUGGAUAUAUUCGAUACGUUCUUCUUGGUGGAAUAUUUAAGGAAUUGGGCAAGCACCGGCCGAGUUGUUAUAAUGUCUUUACAUCCGCCUACUUAUGAGAUAUUUGCUAUGCUCACUAAGGUUGUUUUAAUCUCCGCCGGUCGGACGAUGUUCAGCGGUUACAGAAGAGACAUGUUGCCAUAUUUUGCCUCAAUAGAUUACCCUUGUCCUGCCUUCAAGAACCCUUCUGAUUACUAUUUGGACCUGGUGACGCUGGACGACCUGUCGGCGGCGGCGCUGCUGGAGUCGUCGGGGCGCAUCGAGGCGCUGGCGGGCGUGCCGCGCGCCGCGCCCGAGCCGCCGCCGCCCGCGCCGCUGCCCGCGCCCGCCGCGCGCUGCACGCUGCCGCUGCAGAUAUUCGCGCUCACAGAAAAAACUUUGCUGUACACUCAAAUGAGCACUGUAUCGAACGUGAUCACUCGGGUGAUGAUCGCCGCGAUGAUGUCUCUCAUCACCGGGACCAUAUUUUGGGAUUUGCCCUCCACUGAUACUAAGCUAACACAAAACGACCGUAUCGGCUACCACUACGCCGUGAUGUGUCUCAGCGCGUGGCCGCUCCUACUGUGGCUGAGCGCGCGCGAGGCGAGCUCCACUCGUCGAUACGUAGAGAGGGAUAUCGCCGUCGGGCUGUAUUCUAGAACUGUAUUCAUUCUGUUUGACCAAUUCCUGGAGGUAUGGUCGGCUAUACUGACGUGGCUCGCGUACCUGGUGCCGAGCUACGCCAUGAGUGGGCUGUACGCACAGUCGCCGGGCUCGUUCGACGGGUUUUAUAUUUAUUUAGGUUACAUGCUGCUGUACCUAAUUAGCACACAAAUGUUGUGUCGAGCGUCCAUUUUCCUCAUACCAAUGGAGAAAACCGCAUCAAUAGUGUCCGGUUUGUGUCUCUUACUGACCACUCUGGUAAACGGCGUGAUGUUGCACCAACAAGACCUGCCCUCGUAUGUCAAGUGGUUGGAAUACGUUUCACCCUCCAAAUGGACCAUUCCAGAAAUAUUAAGGCGUGAAUUGAGUGAAUUAGCCUUGAAAAGCAGUAUUAACAAAGAUUUGAGAUGCACUAAUAAACAGAGGCAGCACUUAGAAAUAAUAAUACAAUCGCCGUGUCCUCCGCCAAACGGGACUCAAGUAUUAUCCAACUUUGAAUAUUUGAGAGGCGACAACUUAUGGGAAUGGACUGAAGACAGUUUUAUGAUAGCAUUAGCAAUUUUCUAUGUAGUAUUUGCUUUAAUUGGUAUGUUUGCUUUCGUAUUUGAUUGCACAAAGUACUCGAAAAGUAAAGAAAAAGCUUAUAGAAAAGGUCAUAAAGUGACAGCAAAUACGCCU
This is a messenger RNA of Brenthis ino (lesser marbled fritillary), 2673 nucleotides long. The record is from the annotation of a GenBank genome assembly. NCBI's taxonomy places the organism in Eukaryota, Metazoa, Arthropoda, Insecta, Lepidoptera, Nymphalidae.